Molecule: messenger RNA, 4715 nt
Organism: Pangasianodon hypophthalmus (striped catfish)
Lineage: Eukaryota; Metazoa; Chordata; Actinopteri; Siluriformes; Pangasiidae
Product: Gamma-secretase subunit Aph-1b-like
Exons: 7
Coding region: 464-1225 (253 amino acids)
Biological process (GO): protein processing; positive regulation of catalytic activity; Notch signaling pathway
Cellular component (GO): membrane; endoplasmic reticulum; gamma-secretase complex
Molecular function (GO): protein-macromolecule adaptor activity
Source: RefSeq, a predicted model, not a curated record
AAGGGUUGGUGUGAUUGGAACGAGGCCCAGUGCUGCUGGCGUGGAAAACCCGGAAGUACAAAGCAAAUAAUCUGACAAACAAAAGCCUCAGGAAGUCGCAUGCUUUGCUACGAGAAAAAAGGGGAAUUCAAGGGUUUGAAGAUGGCACACAAGAAAAAGUGGAUAUAAAAUCGGCGUUAAGUGACAUUAAAUCAAACUAAAACACUAUUAGUCGCAGGUUUACUCCUCAGUCCGUUAGCAGCACUGCUGGUGUAGCCGUGGUGGGGUUCCUAGCAGCCGGUGAAAUGACAUUUUUCUUGCAUGUGUGCUUUCUUUGUUCUGUUUAAGGGAAGUUUAGCAAUCAUCAUCUGUCGAGGCGUUUACUUGGAGUCGAAAAACUUCAACCCAAGACUUUAGGUGUUUAAAAAGCCCUCACAUCUCGGCUUGUAGUGCUAACCCGCUAGCUGGAAGUUUGUUGAUUAGAAUGACUGUGGCGGUGUUUUUCGGCUGUGCUUUUAUAGCAUUUGGCCCUGCUUUCGCCCUUUUUCUUUUCACCAUCGCCAGAGAUCCACUGCGAGUCAUCAUCCUGAUCGCGGGUGCUUUCUUCUGGCUCCUGUCCCUCCUGUUAUCCUCUCUGGUUUGGUUCAUUGCUGUGAAAGCUAGCAAUGUAGACGAUGCCAAGGUACAGAAGGGUCUGCUGGUAUUCGGGGUCGUGUUCUCAGUCCUCCUUCAGGAGGUUUUCCGAUUUGCCUACUAUAGACUGCUCAGGAAGGCUAAUGAAGGCCUGGCAGCUAUUAGCGAUGAAGAAGCUUCACCCAUUUCCGUCCGGCAAAUGGCUUAUGUGGCAGGGCUCGGCUUUGGGAUAAUAAGCGGGGCUUUCUCCAUGAUCAACAUCCUAUCUGACUCUCUGGGCCCAGGUACUGUGGGCAUCUUUGGAGACUCUCAGUACUAUUUUAUCACCUCAGCUCUGAUGACUCUGGCCAUAACAUUGCUGCACACGUUCUGGGGUGUGGUGUUCUUCGAGGGUUGUGAGAAGAGCCGCUGGUGGGUCAUCGCUGUGGUGGUGUGUCUCCAUCUGCUGGUCUCCAGUCUGUCUCUGAUGAACCCGCUGUACGAAGGCAGUCUGCCUCCUGUGUAUGUUGUAACGGCAGCCAUGGCUGUGUGGGCGUUCUUCUCUUCAGGAGGGUCUCUGAACAACCUCUCCCAGCUCUGCACGCGUAAGAGGACCGAGGCAGCGUCUUCGUAAGGCAGCAAAGUCCUGACCUCACAGCAAGACGCAGGCAGUUUAUUGGAAGGCUGCAUUCACUGCUCGAAGUAACAGAAGCAGCUGGAGCAAGAACAGUAGCAGUGGCCUUCUGUUCUGAUGAUGGCUCUGGGGUUGAACUCGAACCCCCACCAACAGGGCUGCCUUACAGGUUAUAGGACUCUCAGAUCAUGCUCAGUGUAAAUAGCUUGACAUCUGUACACACAUAGGAAUCCAUGCUUUUAAUGAAUUUCUUUGAUCGCAAGCAUUUCAGAGUAGUAUUUUACAUAUAACACAGUGUUGUUUUUUUUUUGUUUUUUUUUUGUUAAAUCAUGAAUGCUACUUUUCGUAUUUUCUCUGGUAAAACUGUAAUGUAAAUAUUAAAAGUAAGCCUUAGGAGGACAAUUUUGUUUUAAAAUCAGAGGUAGGAGAGAUGGCCUGGGGCCAGACUAUGUCUUCCUUACAAUCUGGAUUUGUCCCAUUUAAACUGUAAAACUGGACUGGGAAUAGUUCAAAAGGCAAACUGCAAACACUGAACCUGAAGAAAAUAACUCUAAUGUUGCUUCGAGCCAAAUAUGAUGGACAGAGAUAAGGUGCAACAUUCUUCUAAAUGUGAAAUUUACAAAGUUAUUCCUAUGCCUAAAAACAUGACAUUUUUUGAGUCAUACUACUAUGUUUUGCAUUUGUACUGCAGUAAACUAAACACAUUUAGCCAUGAUUGACUGCAUGGUGAAAAAACUGCCACCUAGUUUGUGGAAUGAUAAUGAAUCCAGACUUUAAAGCCGAACCAAAGCCAUUGGUCUGACACAGUCUGGUCCCAGGCAAAUGUCGAGACGUUUCAGCUGCUAAUGCACCCCCUUAAUAACACAGCACAAACCACAGUGGAUCAGGAUCAACAGUUCAUUGAUUUCCAUUUCACACAUUUAGCACUGAAUAUUUUCAGUGAGCCCUUUGAGCAGAGAACCUGAUGCAUUUGCUCUCAUCAAACACCACAUGGACAGAAAUCCUCCGUCUGAUGAGUUCUACACUGGGGCACACGUAUGCAAUGUGAAUGUUCAAAGUGUAUGUCCUCAGAGGCAGUCCACUGGCAAAUAUGUCGAAUCAUCUACUGUGUAUAUAUACUAAUUAUGCAGAAUUAGCUUUGUAAUUUGUGUCUCUUACAUUGAUUCAUCAAAAGUUUUCUCUACAUGUUCCUCAACUUUGAGAGUUCAAUUAACAAGUCCGUCUAGAUCGCCGGUCAGUAGAAGUCAGGAACACAGGUCCUCCUUAAUGUAGCAGCGAAUUCCCCUGCAUCCUCUUCCUUUUAUUUUUCCCGGUUUCUCUACUAACAGACUGUUGAGGGCUUCAUUUAUAAGAUCUCUCAAACUUUUAUCUUGUGUAACUGGGUACAAACUUUCCUGUAGACAACAAGCAAUAUAACAGCUCUUUCUAGCGUUUGGUUCUACCGCUUCAAACACUGGUGCUGGCUUGUGUUAUUUCAGGAGACAUUCUUUAAUUGUGUUUUCAUUUCCAUGAAAUGUUCACUCUGUCAUGGAUGAACAAGUGCUUUUUUUUUACGCCCAUAUGGUUAUUUAACCAACAUAAUGCUGCUUUGCUCUUUGUGAGAUUAUUUGUUUGAAACUGUUUGACUUUCCGCUGGUUUUGAUUCGCCGCUCAAAGAACAGUUUCCAGACCAGCACACUGAUAACGCAUGUCCAUAAUCACAUCCGUCAUGAUUGUAAUAUAAAUCUGUGCCAGGUAAAGAGAUGGUUUUUUUUGUUUGUUUGUUUGUUUGUUUUUAGUAGAACCAUUCAUUAAGGUACAUUAUGGGCCUGAGCAGAUGUUAGUGGUUGAUUUCUCCAGUUUUAUUUUGGCACAGCCAUUUUGUACCUGGCUAACUGGUACCACAUCAUACAACCUCUGUCUCAGGACUCACUGUGUGAUUAAGAACAAGCAACCUGAUGUUCUGGACUAGUCCAAGGCAGCUUCAUCUUUCUGAGGCACAGCUGGAUUUUUAUAGCUACCUAGAACAUAUCAUCUCUUUGGGCAUUUCUCUGUCCUAAAUAAAAUGCCACCUUCAGUAUGCACCAAGUUCUGCAGAAGAAUAUGCUUCUGUUGUGGUUUAUUUCACUCCGUUAUCUACUCGUCUUUAAGACUACCAUGAUAAGCGACCUUGUUUGAACCUUGUAAAUGAACUUUUUUCUUUUUUUUUUUUUUAUACAGCAGAUAGAAAACUUGGUAGAGUUGCAGUGAUACUACCUGUGCCUGGGUCAUACUACAAGAUUUAUACAGUCUGUACCUUUCUGUUUGCUGGGGUGGUACCCUUAUCUUUUGUACACAGAAUACAUUUCUUUCAUGUAGAAACAUGAAUAUAGUGUACCUUUAAAAAAAUACAUUCUACAGGUACAAGGGUAAGGCUAAGUGUACUACCCCAGCGAUAAGAAAAGGUGCAGUUUAAUACCUUGUUUUGUUUUUUUUUUUUCUGAGAGUGUAACAGAAGGGAAAAAUAUGAGUGUACCCAGAUGCAAUGAGAGAUCGUCUGGAUCAUCUUUCAGUUAUCAAUCCUCCCACACUACAAGAUUUACCAAGAAUAAAACAGCACAAGCUUUCCGAUUAUACUCAGCCAAUGAUCCUGACUCUCAGAACUUGGGACUUUGCAAAAUUUCUUGUAAACAAACAUGACUUCCGAUCAAAGUGAACAUGACAGAGACCAAUUGUGCUUGGUUGCCAUUGUUAUGUUGUAAAUGUUGAACAUGUUUAUUAUUGAAAAUUUGGAUUUAACAUACCCUAUACCACAGGAUAAAAUCAGGACACCUUGUGAUCAUCAGAAGGGGCGACUCAACCUCAAAGUAGGCCUGAUUAUCCUUUAGCAUGGCCCGUCUCCUGGACAGUCUCCUUCUUAAUACACACUUCUCUAUCCUCUAUCAUCCUGCAUUGAACUUACGCUGCAUUCAACUUAGCUUGGAAGUGGGAAGCUGGAGCUCUGAUUUAAAUAAUUUUCAACCGCAUUUGAGCUGCACAGUGGGGGAAAAAAAAGGGUGCCUCCAUGUUUGUCUUUUGUUGCAACAAUCUAGCCAGCGAACAGUGAUGAGAAAUUUAACAAGCUAAUAUGUCUGUGGUGAUCAAUUUAAAUCAAAUACUAGUAGAUACAGUAUAAUUCAAUUAAAAGAAAAGAAGUAAUACUUUGUUUACUGUUGAUGCUGUUACUUGCUGAACUUGGAAUUGACAAGACCUUCCCCACUUUCCAAGUAGGAAUUCUGAGUUGAAGAGGCUUUUUCUUUGGUUUUUCCUAGUCAGAGGUUGGAAAUUCCCAAUUACAAGUUUUAGUCGACUGCAGCAAUAAUCACAACCGGUGCUCACCAGGAUUUUGGACAGACUAUGACAAAUGGCAUUGACAUUUUAUGCUGCUUUAUAACGUUUCAAUGAUUAGAAUGUAACAAACAGGAAAACUCUUAAUGUUAGAAACUCUUUCAUCUUGGGUUAAUAAAAAUGCAGUGUAGUGGUGAAAUGAAAA